AUGGGACGCACAGAGCCAUCUAUCGGCCGACCGCCAGCGGCGUUUCGCAAGGAUGCACGCUCCAAAAAGGCCAAAGCAACCAUCAAUAAGGUUAUCCCCUCCCUCCUCACUGGAUAUCCAGGUGCUCAGAAAGGGAUCAGUUCAGCAGAGCUCAUACCUUUUAUCAACACUACACUCUUGCCUGAGCCAUACGGGAAGCUUUUGAAGAAACAAGAGGACAAGGGUGAUGCAGCAACUAAGGGCAAAUCUACAGAAGGCGCUGAAGAUCCCCACGAUGAUUUGGCAAAGCUCAAACCACCAAGAAUCUCAAUCAGGGAAGUCGAUACGCUUGUUGCUGCAAGAGACCUUCUCAAUAUUGAGACACCGACGGGCGUCAGAACAGAUUUUGUUAAUACCAGAGCUCGUGUGGCCAUCUUGAACAUGGGUUCGCCUCUGAACCCUGGAGGCGGAUUUCUAAACGGCGCAAACAGUCAGGAGGAAUCAUUGUGCAUGCGCACUACAUUAUAUCCUUCUCUCAAGGAUGAGUGGUACCGACUCCCCGAACUUUCUUCGAUUUGGACUCCGACGGUGUUGGUCUUCAGAGAUGAAGAUGGGAAUGAUAUAGACAAGAAAGAUCGGUUCUACGUCGACUGCAUCACGGCAGCGAUGAUCCGCGGCCCGGAAUUCGAGCUUGACGAGGACGGAGUGGCAUCGUACGCCAACAAGAAGGAUCGCGACACCGCGCAAGCUAAGAUGAGGGCCGUUAUGCGGAUUGCUAUGGUCAAAAGGUGCAAACGGCUUGUACUUGGAGCUUGGGGCUGCGGCGCGCACGGAAAUCCCGUUGGCGAAAUAGCAAGAGCUUGGAAAUCUGUGCUCACUCCAAAAUACGAUAAGUCAAAGCUAAAGGAGCGAUGGGAAUACGUUGAUGAGAUUGUGUUUGCAAUCAAGGAUCACAACAUGGCGCAGGCUUUUGCGGAAGCUUGGGGUGACGGUAUCGAACUGCAGGAGGAAGAAAAGAAUGAGACGAAGGAGGAAGAAGAGAAAGACGCCGAGGAAGUUGAUCCGGCUGAUGUCAAAACGCAGGAGUUGAAAGUGAAGAUCAGGGAGCUAGAGGACAGGAUUCAGAGGGUGAAUAAUCCCAAGGUCCUGGAUGGCUUGAAAGCUAUUCUUGAUGGGCUGGAAAAGCAGCUCCCUGAAGAGGAGUCGGAGGAUGAGGCACUGACUCAGGACAGUGAGUGGGAACAUGUCAAAGCUGAAGGCACCGGAUCUAGCUGA
Molecule: messenger RNA, 1254 nt
Organism: Fusarium tjaetaba
Lineage: Eukaryota; Fungi; Ascomycota; Sordariomycetes; Hypocreales; Nectriaceae
Exons: 1
Coding region: 1-1254 (417 amino acids)
Source: RefSeq, a predicted model, not a curated record